Staurois parvus is the source of this 1614-nucleotide messenger RNA. Lineage: Eukaryota; Metazoa; Chordata; Amphibia; Anura; Ranidae. The record is from the annotation of a GenBank genome assembly.
AUGCCGAGGUGUAAUACGGUGGAGGGCCCCGGGGGCCACAGCAACUACAAGGCGGCCAUGAACGGCGUCUGCAAGAGCGAGCACGGCGGACUGAAGAACGGAUACGUGAGGAGCGGAGUCCCGUCCGAGGAGGAGAAGUUUCAGAAUGGCGGACUGUACAAGCGGCCAUUCCACGAAGCCUUUGAAGAGACCCCCAUGCUGGUCGCCGUCCUCACGUACAUGGGCUAUGGGAUCCUGACCCUGUUUGGGUACAUGAGAGAUUUCUUGAGAGCCUGGAAGAUUGAAAAGUGCCACAAUGCCACCGAGCGCGAGGAGCAAAAAGACUUUGUGCCACUCUACCAGGACUUUGAAAACUUCUACACGCGGAAUCUGUAUAUGAGAAUUCGGGACAACUGGAAUCGGCCAGUCUGCAGCGUUCCUGGCGAACGGGUAGAUGUUCUGGAAAGAUACACCGAUGAUUACAACUGGACCUUCAAGCCGGGUAAUAAAGGGUGUGUGAUGAAUAUGGGCUCCUAUAACUACCUGGGUUUUGCAAGGAAUCACGGAGUAUGUGCCGAUGCUGCAUCCAGUGUGCUGCAUCAGUAUGGAGGAGGUGUGUGUAGCACACGGCAAGAAAUGGGUAAUCUAGAUACACAUGAAGAGCUAGAGCGCCUGGUUGCUCGCUUUCUAGGAGUGGAGGCUGCCUUGGCAUAUGGGAUGGGUUUUGCUACAAAUUCCAUGAAUAUUCCAGCACUGGUUGGAAAGGGGUGUCUGAUACUAAGUGAUGAGCUGAACCAUGCCUCGUUGGUCCUGGGUGCCCGCCUUUCGGGGGCAACAAUACGCAUCUUCAAGCACAAUAACAUGCAAAGCCUGGAGAAGCUGCUGAAAGAUGCCAUUGUACAGGGCCAGCCUCGCACACAUAGACCCUGGAAGAAGAUCCUCAUUGUGGUGGAAGGGAUUUACAGCAUGGAGGGAUCCAUUGUCCGCUUACCUGAAGUUAUUGCCUUGAAGAAGAAGUACAAAGCCUACUUGUAUCUGGACGAGGCACACAGUAUUGGUGCGCUGGGACCAAAUGGCAGAGGGGUAGUGGACUAUUUUGGCUUAGACCCCCAAGAUGUGGACAUCAUGAUGGGGACGUUUACCAAGAGCUUUGGAGGUGCUGGAGGCUACAUUGGUGGCAGUAAGGUCCUCAUAGAAUAUCUACGAAAACACUCACACAGCACUGCAUACGCUACCUCCAUGUCUCCGCCCGUGGUAGAGCAGAUCAUUACCGCUAUGAAGUGUAUCAUGGGAGAAGAUGGAACCACUGUGGGUCGGCAGCGGGUGGAGCAGUUGGCUGAGAAUACGCGAUAUUUCAGACGUCGCUUGACCGAGAUGGGCUUCAUCAUUUAUGGCAACAGCGACUCUCCGGUGGUCCCGUUAAUGCUUUACAUGCCAGCAAAGAUCGGGGCAUUCGGGAGAGAAAUGCUGAAGAGGAAUAUUGGUGUUGUGGUCGUGGGAUUUCCAGCCACCCCCAUCAUUGAGUCCAGAGCUCGCUUCUGUGUGUCGGCCGCACAUACCAGGGAGAUGUUGGACCUGGUGAGUGUUCUGUGUCCUACCAGCUUUCAUUGUUGUCUGUUGGGGUUUAUUUUGUAA